This is a messenger RNA of Scophthalmus maximus (turbot), 3190 nucleotides long. It is a transcript of the gene ciao3, whose product is annotated as nuclear prelamin A recognition factor-like. Lineage: Eukaryota; Metazoa; Chordata; Actinopteri; Pleuronectiformes; Scophthalmidae. The transcript is spliced from 11 exons. Gene Ontology annotation, biological process: iron-sulfur cluster assembly. The record is from RefSeq and is a predicted model, not a curated record. Gene Ontology annotation, molecular function: 4 iron, 4 sulfur cluster binding. The coding region runs from base 90 to 1520 and encodes 476 amino acids. Gene Ontology annotation, cellular component: cytosolic [4Fe-4S] assembly targeting complex.
AAGAUGAUCGAGGAUGAGGAGAAUCCGGGAUUGGCUGUGUAGCUGUUCACGACACAAGAGUUAACAACAAACGCUUUACGGCAGCAAAUAUGGCUUCGCACUUCAGCGGUGUUCUGCAGUUGACGGACCUGGAUGAUUUUAUCACCCCGUCUCAGGAAUGUGUCAAACCUGUCAAAGUAGAGAAGAAACAAGGAAAAUCUGUGGCCAAAAUUCAAAUAGAAGAUGAUGGAAGUUACAUCCAAAUCAACCAGGACGGUGGGAAGAAGAAGCUGGAGAAAGCAAAGAUCACACUGAACGACUGCUUGGCCUGCAGUGGCUGCAUCACCUCAGCUGAGAGCGUCCUCAUCACGCAGCAGAGCCACGAGGAGCUCUUCAAAGUGCUGCACAGCAACGAGGCCAACGUGACUGAGCAGAAGGUCGUGGUGGUGUCAGUGUCACCGCAGUCCAGAGCCUCCCUCGCCGCACACUUUAACCUCAGCAGUAGUGAGGCAGGCAGGAGACUUACUUCUUUCUUCAAAGGCAUUGGGGUUCAUCAUGUGUUUGACACAAGCUUUAGUCGGACCUUCAGCCUGCUGGAGAGUCAGAGAGAGUUUGUGGCGCGGUUACAGAAGAAAGAGCAGGACAGCAAAGCCCUGCCCAUGCUGACAUCUGCCUGUCCAGGUUGGAUAUGCUAUGCAGAGAAGACCCAUGGGGAGUUCAUUCUUCCAUACAUUAGUACCACGCGCUCCCCCCAGCAGAUGAUGGGUUCACUAGUUAAAGGCUAUUUUGCAGAACAACAGGGCCUGAGUCCACAGCAGAUCUAUCAUGUGGCGGUAAUGCCCUGCUUUGACAAGAAACUCGAAGCCUCAAGGUCAGACUUCUACCUUAACGAAGCUGAGACCAGAGAAGUGGACUGUGUCAUCACCUCUGGAGAGGUUCAGAAAAUGCUGGAGGAGAAAAACAUGUCCCUUAAUGAUUUAGAACCCGCAAAACUGGAUACAAUGUUCAGCAGUGUUUGUGAGGAUGAGUUCCUGAGCCAUGCGGGCAGUGGUUCAGGGGGUUACCUCCAUCAUGUCUUCACCUAUGCUGCCAAGCAGCUGUUUGGAGAGGACGUGAAGGAACUCACCUACAAGACCCUCAGGAAUAAAGACUUCCAGGAAGUGACUCUUGAGAAGGAUGGAGUGGUCCUGCUGUGCUUUGCUUCCACGUAUGGCUUCCGCAACAUCCAGAACCUAGUGCAGAAACUCAAGAGGGGCAAGUCGCAUUAUCACUUUGUGGAAGUUAUGGCCUGUCCAUCAGGCUGUCUAAAUGGUGGUGGGCAGGUGAAGGCUUUGCCUGGUCAGAACCAAAAGGAGCAUCUCCAGGAGGUUGAGGAUCUCUACAAGGCAGAGCGCCCCCUGUCGCCAGAAGACGACACUCGUGUGGCUGAGCUGUAUCAGUCCUGGCUCCUCAGUGUGGGGGAGGAGAGAGCCAAAGAGCUGCUGCACACACAGUACCACGCUGUGGAGAAGUUGACCAAUGGACUCACUAUGAAGUGGUGAUGAGCGACUGCACAACCGUCCAAAUACAACAGUUUAAUGUAGCCAAAGUUGAAUUCAAGCAGGUUUGAUGUAUGCCAGCAACCUUUUAGACCAAUUUUCUCUGGCACUGUGGACAAUCAGGGCAAAGAUGAUGGACUGGUUUAUGUGUAUGGUCUGAUUAUGUUCCCUUACGCAAAUGAUGGUCCUUUGAAUUGCAUAAAUAGUAAAUAACUCAUUUGUGUGGCACCUGUUACACUUUGAAAAUGUGAGCUGAAUUAAUACAAAGCAAAAUAUAAUCAUUAUUGUUAAUUUAACCUAAUGAUUAUUCAAAUAUAUAUAAACAUUAUUUAAUUGUAGCCAUUUUUGUUUUGUAAUAUUUGAAAUGUGAAGAAUCUAUCCAACAGAAUAUAAAUUCAUACUGAUAUGUUUUAUUGAAUAAUCUUAACUCAUGAUGUACACUUCUACACAGCUAUUCACAUCAUACUGUAGUCAUGUACACUUCCCAUUACCUUCUCUCUUCUUGUGCUGGAGUUCAUAACAUAUCAGAUACUGGUAAGAAAAUCAUUUUUAAUUGUGCGUUUAAGUAAAAAUAAUUUUCUAGCUUUCAGCUGCAAAAGUAAGAAAGGUGACUGGAAAAUAUACACAGUAUAUCAAGUCAAAAUGUUAAAUGAGAAAGCAGUGGCAAGGUUACCAGACAGGAAAUAAACGCAUAAAAUAUAUAAAGUAGAUAUCAAGGGGUUUAGGGAUAAAGAAAUAAAGCCUAUUUUCCUUGAAAGCAAUAAAUACAUAAAGCAAAAUUAGUUUGUGGAUAACAAACUGGGAGAAAAUAUUCAAGUUAAUUUAGGCUGUAAUAUUUUGAAGGAAAAGGUUUCACUCUGGAUUUCUGUGCAGGAAUGGUUUAAUAAUGUCUACAACACUACACAUGCCAACCAGCAGUUUUUACUGAAAAAAAUCCAGGCUAAAGGCAACAAACACUACAGUCGACAGUGGUGUGUCUUGCCUUAGUCUUUCAAACUUUUCCUCCUUGAUAGUUGAGAAAAUCUGUCCCUUGUUCCAAGCUCUGAAACUGGAUCUCAGGGUCUGAAAAGCCCCCACUCCAGACCCAGCAUGCGUGGGGAGGAAGUCUCUCCUUGGCCUUCUUAAAUUUGUCCUUCUCCCUUCGCAGGACCCUCAGCACCUCUAUGGGGUCGGUCUCACCUGUGAACUUCUGCACUCCUUCCUCCCUGCAGUAAAGGAAGAGGAUUAGAGAAAUUAAGGACUGAUACUAAUUAUAUAGUGUGACACAAAUUUGUGAUGAGAAACCUUUAUACCUGUGACACACACAGUGUGAAAUUUUCUACCAUGAGGGGUUUUCAAAUUCACAAAUAAAAAAAACAUUAUAGACGAGAUAGAUUCUGCUGAGAAUUGUGUAGGCCAAAUGAUGAAUUUAUAAAAAUAAAGAAUAUUAGUAAAAAGAUGUGAUUCUAAAUCUUUUAAGAUUAAAAUUUGUAUGUAAAAUACUUUCAUGCAAACCAGUAGUAAUUAACAUUGGUACAGAUUUGGGGCACUUGAGUUGAAUACUUUUUUACUCCACAUUUGGAUAACUCGCUAUUAGUUACAUUGUGGACAUUCUUGAUACAAAACAUCAUAUAAAUUGUGAUUAAUGUAUAAAUGUAUCUUUCCCACAGCGUAUAAAUCAGUUAAAAGCCCUA